AUGUCGGGAAAGCUAUCGGACCGGGACUCGCCCCGAGGGGUGUCUCCCGUCGGCAAGAGCCACGUCGACCGGACCAACGUCGACGUCGAGGCUGCGGCGCCCCGAGGUUUCGCCCAGUGGUUCGGAGGGCCCAAGACCACCGUCGGCCCUCGCAUCGGGCCCGUUCUGGACAGCAUCACCAUCGCCGCCGAGGACUCCGAUGACAGCGCGAGCGCCAUCUUGCACAGGCAGAAGGAGGCUGAGCAGGGCGCUGAUAUCCAGUAUCGAAGCUGUAGUUGGCAGAUGACUGCCGCCCUGCUCUUCUCCGAGUAUAUAUGUCUGGUCAGUAUCCCCAACCUCCCGCGCAGCCAUGGUGCUGCUCUUGUGGCCCCCUAUCUGAGCAACAGUCUCAAGUGGCGCAGGGCCGCGUUCUGUAUUGGCGCUAUCAUGAGCUUCCCUUGGUCAUAUAGCAUAUUGGGACUUUUCCCUGGCCUGCUUCUCACCGUGGUGGUGUCUAUGCUUGUGCUCUAUACUUCUCUGAUCCUGUGGGAAUUUUGUCUCCGUCAUCCCGAGGUUCGUGAUGUUUGCGACAUAGGUCAGAUGAUCUUCUGGAAUCAGAAGUGGGCAUGGUGGUUCACGGCCGUCAUGUUCCUGCUGAACAAUACUUUCAUCCAAGGGCUCCACGUCCUGGUCGGCGCAAAGUAUCUCAACACCAUGACGGCCGCCGAUGACAACGUCGCCUGCCGAACCGUCAGCUAUUCGGUCAUCAUGCUCAUCAUCUGCUGGAUUUGUUCUCUGCCCCGAACGUUCGAGGCGCUCUCGAAGCUCGGCGCCGCUUCCGCGGGGUUCACGUUCAUCUCGGUGCUGCUAGCCACCAUCUUCGCCGGAGUCGAGAAGCACCCAGCCGGCUACGAUCCCCGGCCCACCUACACCACAGCCGCGGGCAAGGACGCUGUCGGAGGUGACCCACUCUGGACUGCAUUGCCUGUUGCUGGGACCACUUUCGUCGCUGGCAUGAGCGCGUUCCUUAACAUUAGCUAUACUUUCAUCGGCCAGAUCACUCUGCCUAGCUUCAUUGCUGAGAUGAAGGAACCAAGGGAUUUCCCCAAGGCGCUUUGGGCCUGCACCAUUGCCGAGAUCAUUGUCUUCGGCCUGGUCGGAUCCAUCAUCUACGUCUACACGGGCAACCAGUACAUGACUGCACCCGCAUUCGGCUCUCUUGAGGACGUCUACAAGAAGGUCUCCUUCUCCUUCAUGAUCCCAACUCUGAUCUUCCUUGGAGUACUCUACGCGUCGGUGUCAGCUCGAUUUGUGUUCUUCCGCAUCUUCCAGAACUCCCGCCACAAGAGCGAGCACACCCUCAUCGGUUGGGGAACGUGGGCCUUGAUCCUUCUGAUCACCUGGAUCGUCGCAUUCAUCAUCUCUCAGAUCAUCCCCUUCUUCUCCGACCUUCUCUCCCUCAUGUCUGCCCUGUUCGACAGCUUCUUCGGCUUCAUAUUCUGGGGCGUCGCCUACUUCCGCAUGCGCAAGGUCGACGGCAGCCUGGCGCUCAUGAAGCAGCGCGGAAUCUGGGGCUACGCCGAAGCAGGCUUGAACAUCCUCAUUAUCCUCACAGGCAUUCUUUUCCUCGGACCUGGCACGUACGCCAGUGUUGAGAGCAUUUUGCUGGACUUUGAUCCCUCGUCAGGCGGUGUCUUUAGCUGUGCCAGCAAUGGACUAUGA
Diaporthe citri is the source of this 1701-nucleotide messenger RNA. RefSeq lists its product as uncharacterized. The transcript is spliced from 9 exons. Gene Ontology annotation, molecular function: amino acid transmembrane transporter activity. Gene Ontology annotation, cellular component: vacuolar membrane. Bases 1 to 1701 code for a protein of 566 amino acids. Lineage: Eukaryota; Fungi; Ascomycota; Sordariomycetes; Diaporthales; Diaporthaceae. Gene Ontology annotation, biological process: amino acid transmembrane transport. The record is from RefSeq and is a predicted model, not a curated record.